AUGAGGAAAGAGGUAUUUUUGACGGCGGUUUUGGCAAUUGUUUUUGGUGAUGCAGCGAUUUUUGAGAGGUUAGUUUGGGAGAUUUUUUUGAUCCAAUGAAAUUGGAUUUUGAAUUGGAAAUUUAUGUGGAAAUUUUGAAACAGUGAAAUUUUUCUCAAGUUUUUUUUGAUUAUCUAGGAAUGAGGUUAUUAAAAUUCAAUUUUUUGGAAAAAUUUAUGAGAAAAUUUUGAAACAGUGAAUUUUUUCUCUUGCUUUUUUGAUUUUUUAGUAAUUCCGUUAUUAAAAUUUAAUUUUUUAAAGAAAAUUUAUGUGGAAAUUUUGAAACAGUGAAUUUUUCUCAUUUUUUUGUUGCUGUAAUUCCCCGUAUAAAAGUGGAUUUUGAAUUGAAAAUUUAUGAGAAAAUUUUGAAACAGUGAAUUUUUUUUCUUGUUUUUUUUUCACAAUCUACAAAUUGUGAUAUUAAAAUUCAAUUUUUGGAAAAAUUUAUGAAAAAAUUUUGAAACAGUGAAUUUUUGAAAGUAUAAUAAUUGUACUUGAACAUCGGCUGGAAUUUUUUCUAGAAAAUAUAUAUUGAAACAGUAGAAUAUUUAUUGUCUAUUUUUAAUAGAAUUAGAAUCUAAUUCGAAUAAAAUUGGAUUUUGAAACGGAAAUUUAUAGAAAAAUUUUGAAAAAAUUCUGUCAACAAAAUUUGAUUUUUUAAAGAAAAUUUAUAAGAAAAUUUUGAAACAGGAAAUUUUUUCUCAAGUUUUUUUGACUAUCUACGUAGGAAUAGUGUCAUCAAAAUUUAAUUUUUUAAAGAAAAUUUAUGUGGAAAUUUUGAAACAGUGAAUUUUCCUCUCUUUUUUUAGCUAUUCAAAAAAAAAUGAUGUCAUCAAAAUUCAAUUUUUUUCAAAAUUAAUGGGAAAAAUAUGAAACAGUAAAAUUUUUCUCUUUUUUUGUUGGAUAUCUAGAAAUUAUCGAAUAAAAUUAUAUUUUUUGGCAAAAUUAAAAAGGAAAUUUUGAAACAGUAAAAUUUUUCUCUUUCUUUUUUACCACCUAGGUCAAUAAAAUUUGAUUUUUUUUUGAGGAAAAUUAUGAGAAAAUUUUGAAAGAGUGAAAUUUUCUAUAGGAAAUUUGCAAUUUUUCACUGGAACAGAAGAAUAUUGCUGACAAUGAGGUUAUUAAAAUUUAAUUUUUCGACAAAAUUAAUGAGUAACCUUUGAAACAGUGAAAUUUUCUCAUUUUUUUUAGCUAUUCAAAAAAAAUGAUGACAUCAAAAUUCAAUUUUUUGCAAAAUUGAUGAGAAAAAUUUGAAACAGUGAAUUUUUCUCAUUUUUUUGUUGCUGUAAUUCCCCGAAUAAAAAUGAUUUUGAAUUGGAAACCAUACAUAAAAUAGGUCCCCCGAGUCCGUAUUCAAAGUUAGGGUCCCUCCUUGAAAAUUUUCCAAAGUUAAACACCUUCCUCACAUUUUUGAGCGAAUUUUGGACAAAUCUAGGAAUUUUGGUAAAUUAUCAGCAGAAAAUUGGCCAAGUUAGACACCCUUCCCUUCAGAUUUUUGAAAAAAGUUAAGCCCAUACAUGUUUUUCUAUCCGGAAGGCCCUUCGGGUUAAAGACCCCUUUUUGUCAAAAAUGAAAAAGUUAAAGACCCUCCACCGGAAAAAUGAAGAACAAAAAUACUGCCAAAAAUCAAAGUAAAACCUCUAGCCCAGAACCGAACCUUUGUAGCAGGAUUAGAAAGCGCGAGGCUAACCGACUGCUCUAUGCUCUCGUUGUUUUCUCCUCCUUUGUUUUCCCUUGUUAUUAUAGUUGGACAUGGUUCGAAAAAAACCGAGCGAAACCAGUUUUUUGGUUCGCUCACUCAUUUGGUUUUCGGUUCGCCCAUUUGAAAUGGUUUGGUUUGGUUUUGGUUCGCUCACUCAUUUGAAAACCGGUUUUCGCUCAAAUGUCAACUGGUUUUGGGGUAUUAGGUAUUGAUGAAUUUCGAGGUUUUCGGCUAUGGAGAUUCACGUGAUGGACUUAUUUUCACGUAUAAUCACUCUUAAAGGCACACACCAAGCAAAAAAUUUUUUUUUUCGAAAAAUUGGGUAUUUGGGCACGGGGAACAUUUUGGUGAGGUUUACGCUCCAAAACAGACUUUUAAAGACACAUGCCAGGUUAUUAUACAUUUUCGAGACACAAAAACUAUUUUAGCCAAAAUGCGUAUUUUCACUCCUUAGGAGCAACAUUUGAAUUUCGGUCCGAUGAGAAAAAAUUUAGCUGACGACGAGAACGUCAAAAUGGCUGUCGAAAUUUUGAAAAAGCUCAAUAGAUGACAGAGUUAUGAUCGUUUUAGUUUUUGUGUCUCGAAAAUGUAUAAUAACCUGGCAUGUGUCUUUAAAAGUCUGUUUUGGAGCGUAAACCUCACCAAAAUGUUCCCCGUGCCCAAAUACCCAAUUUUUCGAAAAAAAAUUUUUUUGCUUGGUGUGUGCCUUUAAGAGUGAUUAUACGUGAGAAGAAGUCCGUCACGUGAAUCCCCAUAGCCGAAAACCUCGAAAUUCAUCAAUACCUAAUACCCCAAAACCAGUUGACAUUUGAGCGAAAACCGGUUUUCAAAUGAGUGAGCGAACCAAAAACCAAAACCAAACCGAAACCAUUUCAAAUGAGCGAACCAAAACCAAAUGAGUGAGCGAACCAAAAAAACUGGUUUCGCUCAAACCAUUUGAAAAACCACUCAUGUCCAACUAUACUUGUUAUGCAACACUCAUCUUUUUUCUUUUUUUUUGUUUUUUUCACAGACAAUUCAAAUCAAAAGCAAAACUUAACAGCUUAACGGCAACCAAAUGAGCUAAAAAUUUUCACAGCUCUACUUCAAGAUAUUUCACAGGGUUCGAAGACCUAAAACUUUCAAAUAAAGACCGUUUUAAGGGAAAUAAAGACCUAUCCGGAAAAGUAUAGUGUCAUCCUAUACUUUUCCGGAUAGGUCUUUAUUUCCCUUAAAACGGUCUUUAUUGGAGGUUUUUAGGUCUUCGAACCCUGUGAAAUAUCUUGAAGUAGAGCUGUGAAAAUUUUUAGCUCAUUUGGUUGCCGUUAAGCUGUUAAGUUUUGCUUUUGAUUUGAAUUGUCUGUGAAAAAAACGAAAAGAAAAGAAAAAAAUGAUGUGGGCGGAGCCAGGUGCAAUGAGAGAUAUGGUGUGUGGCGCUACCAGCGAACUGUCGGCGAUGAGAGAUAUUGAAAUAUUUCGCGUGAUGCAGAAUGAAACAAGGCGAAAUUUUUGUGGAAACCGUGCUCCUCUUUGAAAGAAGAAGCUGAUGCAGAGGUAAUUUUGAUGACUUGAGAAAUUAAUAGUAAUUUUUUUCAUAAAAGUUAACGACCUAUUUUUCAUGAAAAAUAAAAAAGUUAACGACCCUAUUUUAUACUUUUCCGGACCAAAAACAUGUAUGGUUAAGCCCCUCACCCCGAUUCUGGGGACCCAUUUUAUGUAUGUUGGAAACUUAUGAGAAAAUUUUGAAAAAGUGAAUUUUUUUUUAUUUUUUUGUUGAUUAUCUAGAAUUUAUCUAAUAAAAUUAUAUUUUUUGGCAAAAUUAAAAAAGAAAUUUUGAAACAGUGAAUUUUUAAUACUAUAAUUGUAUUUGAAAAUCGGUUGGAUUUUUUUCUAGAAAAUUUAUGAGAAAACUUUGAAACAGUGAAUUUUUCCUCCAGCCCCACCUCCACCCAAAUCCGCACCAAACGCAACGAUUUCACCAACAACUACGGCUACGGACCAUUCGGUGUAGGACCAACAAAUGGCGGUUUCGACAGUCACGGUUUCUACCGCGACAAAUUCUACAAUUCCGGUCUGCCACCGUUGUACACUCACGCGGCUUAUCGCAAUUAUUAUCAUGAGAUAUCGUUCCACAAGAAUAAAUAUGGAAAACCGGCGCCGACCGAUUUUGAAGUCUUGCAACAGGAAAGAUUUGGACCGUAUUAUGAUGGAGUUUGGGGAUAUUCGGAUCAUUCGAAUAAUUGGUUCGGAAAACGAUAA
Messenger RNA from Caenorhabditis angaria, 3979 nucleotides. Lineage: Eukaryota; Metazoa; Nematoda; Chromadorea; Rhabditida; Rhabditidae. The record is from the annotation of a GenBank genome assembly.